Molecule: messenger RNA, 1468 nt
Organism: Entelurus aequoreus (snake pipefish)
Lineage: Eukaryota; Metazoa; Chordata; Actinopteri; Syngnathiformes; Syngnathidae
Exons: 6
Coding region: 55-780 (241 amino acids)
Biological process (GO): fatty acid beta-oxidation
Cellular component (GO): mitochondrion
Molecular function (GO): 2,4-dienoyl-CoA reductase (NADPH) activity
Source: RefSeq, a predicted model, not a curated record
CUUCGUUUAAAAAGCAUGGCUUUAAUAUGACAAGAUGAAGUAGAACAGGUCAUCAUGUCAGACAAGGUGGUCUUGGUUCUUGGUGGAGCAGGUACUGUGGGCUCGGGGAUUGUUCAAGCCCUGCUGGAUAAAGGCUUCAAAGUUGCAGUGAUAUCGAGAGACAACAGCCGGCUGGAGAGACUCCGAUGCGUCAUCUCUCCCAACACCAAACAUAAUCUCAUCACAAUAGUGGGCGAUGUUGGGUCAGAAGAAGGAGCAGAGCAGGCAAAACAGGCCGUGCUGGAGAAGGUGGGGAAAGUUACAGAUGUGGUUUCCUCAUUGGGCUUCAGCUGGUGGCAGGGAGGCCCCCCACACACCCAAACCCUCAAAGACCUACACUGGGUCAUUGAGUCAUUACUUUUUAGUACCUUUGUGUCAUGGAAGGCCUUCUUUCCCUUGGUGAAGGAUGAUUCCAACUGUAGCUACACCUUCAUCACAGGGGGAGCGGGUGAGAAGCUUUUAAUGCCUGGGACCGGUUUUCUAACUGUUGGAGCUGCCAGUUCACUGGCCUUCUGCCAGGUCCUUCGCGACGAGUACCCCGAGACAUCCUGUAAGCUCUACCAGGUAACUAUCAACACAGGUGUAGCUACUCCAGAGCGAUUGGCCCCUGGGUUCUUGAACCAUCUGGAUCUGGGUGAGGCUGUAGCCAAACUGGUGGAGCAACACAACGCAUCCCACACUGUCUUCACUAUCAACUGCCCUGCGGACUUAAAAACGGUCUUUCUCAAGGGGACACUUUAAAUUUGGAAACUUGUCACGCAUUCUCCUGCUUGUGACUCUGCAGAAACACAGAUCAUAGUCUUCUUGUCGGUCCGAUUAGUAGCAAAUGUUUUCUGAUGUAGGUAGUCAUGUACAAGAUACAUUCAGUAUGUUGGUAGUUUUGGAAAAAUCUGUAAAAUGUUUGCAACAUGACAACACAACUUGUCGGUCAAACAGAUUGAGUGAGUUUUAGGUGACUGAGGGGAAAAAAACAACAAUUUGUGGAAGCAUACUUACUUUCUAAUCCAUCCCUCCAGGAUUUCAUAAGCUUUUUUUGUUGCAACCUAAAAUGUUACGACUUGUCGGUCAGGCCAUUCUUUGUUAAGUUUUGGGGUGUUUUUCCUGUGUUUUUGGCUUCACUUCCUGUCUUGUGCUUUUAUUUUGUUUCCUCUUCCUGUUCUGUUUGUAUUGUUCCUGCACAUCACCUGAGCAGUAUUUAAGCAAGUCAUAUAUCUGUGUCGGUGUGGGAUCAUUGUCUACAAAUGUUGGAGUUAAGAACACGGUUGGUAGUAUUUUGAGAUUCUUGUUUUUGUUGAACUCACAGUUGUAAAGUUCUCCCUGAGGCUCUAUUUUUUCAUGCAAGUCAUUCCCUUUGCUUUUCUAUCCAAUUUCCUGCCUGCACUCUAUGUUUUUGUUUAGUACUUUUCACAUUAAAAUCUCAUCACCAGCA